UCCAAACAAUCACAACCCCAUCUUCGGCCUGGCAGGACCUCAUCUCUGUCUCCCACUGUAGAGGACGAGGAGAUGGCGAUAAAGUGAGUUUCUGCACAUUUGAUUGUAGGGCCUUUACGAUUUUCAGCAUAAAACCACCUGCAGCAGCCAUGUGGAAAACACCAAGGAGUUUUUCACUCACUGGUAGAUUGUGUUGCUUUCCCAAGGAUCCGCUGGCGGACGUUGAGACCUGGAGCGAAUCUGUGGACAAAGUCCUCGGCUGUAAAGCCGGACAGGUCGCUUUCCGGGAGUUCCUGAAGUCCGAGUACAGCGAGGAAAACAUACUGUUUUAUCUCGCCUGUGAGGACUACAAAAAAAUCAAGACGGUGCCAGAGAUGAUCUCCUCCGCCAACAGGAUCUACUCAGAGUUCGUCCAGACAGAAGCACCGAGACAGAUCAACAUAGACUGCAGUGCCAGGGAAAACAUUACAAAGAACAUCCACCAGCCCACCCUGAAUUCCUUUGACACGGCGCAGAAGCUGGUCUACAGCCUGAUGGCCAGGGACUGCUACCCGCGCUUCCUAAAGUCUGACAUGUACCAGGGACUCCUGCGGAGGGCCGACUCCAGGUGACUGUAUUAAAGACGACAGACGGCCCGUCAGACAAAGGCCCCGAUCAGCUCGGAUUUGCUGUAGCGCUCUGAUUUAGUAAACAGCUUUAUGUCAUACAAUCCACAUUAUAUAUGUAGAUGUAGGUUUUGGAAGGGUUUAUUUUUUCUAUCCUGUGUGAUUCCUUAGACAGUGAACUAAAUCCUUUAAGAGAUUAUGCAUGAUUGUCUAAUUCUUCAGGCUAAAAUGAUUGUAAAGUAUUAUCAACACUUUAUUUGAUUAUGCAAAUCGAACUGCUAAAUGUGCAGCGAAAUUCAAUGUUCUUAUG
Messenger RNA from Cololabis saira (Pacific saury), 915 nucleotides. RefSeq names its product regulator of G protein signaling 1 (gene rgs1). The coding region runs from base 150 to 611 and encodes 153 amino acids. Lineage: Eukaryota; Metazoa; Chordata; Actinopteri; Beloniformes; Belonidae. The transcript has 4 exons. The record is from RefSeq and is a predicted model, not a curated record.